GGGGACCGGCGCGGCGGGGACCGGCUCGGCACGGAGCGGCACGGAGGGGAGCACGGCGGAGCGGCCGGGCCGCCCUGCGGAGGUGGGAGCAGCGGGAGCUCACCAUGGCCCUGGCAGACCCCGCGGGCUGUGCCAAAGGCGGCGAGGACAACAACCCCUUCCCUGACAUCAUUGAGCUGAACGUGGGCGGGCAGGUGUACAUCACCCGGCACCCCACGCUGGUCAGCGUGCCCGGCUCGCUGCUCUGGGAGAUGUUCACGCAGAAGAACGUGCGCUCGCUGGCCCGCGACAGCAAGGGCCGCUUCUUCGUGGAUCGCGACGGGUUCCUGUUCCGCUACAUCCUGGAUUACAUGCGGGACCGGCAGCUGGUGCUGCCCGAGCACUUCCCGGAGCGCAGCCGGCUGCAGCGGGAGGCCGAGUACUUCAUGCUGCCGGAGCUGGUGAAGCUGCUGGCGCCCAAGCUCAGUGAGCAGAACUCGCUGGGCGACGAUCCCUGCCAAAGCGACCCCGAGGAGCUGUCCCCCGGUGCGGACACCGCCCGCAGCCUGACCUCGGCCGCCGCCGCCCCGCCCAGCACCGCAUCCGCCGCUCCCGGCGCUGCCGCUGGUGCCGAGGGCCGCAGGGCGGGCUUUAUCACCAUCGGCUACCGCGGCUCCUACACGCUGGGCAGGGACAGCCAGACGGACGCCAAGUUCCGCAGGGUGGCCCGSAUCAUGGUGUGCGGCAAGACCUCGCUGGCCAAGGAGGUCUUUGGGGACACCUUGAACGAGAGCAGGGACCCGGACCGGCCCCCGGAGAGGUACACGUCCCGCUACUACCUCAAAUUCACCUUCCUGGAGCAAGCCUUUGACAAACUGGCCGAUGCCGGCUUCCACAUGGUGGCCUGCAACUCCACGGGCACCUGUGCCUUCGCCCACGAGCAGACGGACGACAGGAUCUGGACCUCUUACACCGAAUAUGUUUUCUAUCGUGAGUGACACCAAACCAACCCUCCGCCAACCGACCACCGACUGCCCCUUCCCCGUUCCCCGCUGGCUGUGGCCUAGAAGGUAGCGAUCCGUYCCCGAAUCCUGGCGUCCUCCCUUUGCCUCCUUUUCCGUUGAUCUUGGGUUGUUUUCCCUCCUCCUUGCUCCACGCCGAACCUGCCCAGCUCUUCCUCGCAGMUGCUGACCACCAACCUUCCUCCCUYUCUCCGACUGCUGUGGCCGCUCCCAACCCUCCCUGGACACGUGGACUCGGACACUGCGGUGGAGGUUGGGCUGGGAGGGGUCGGAUCCGCCGGGAGCUGCUCCAGGCUGGGGUUCCUGCGGCCGGAUGAGCUUGGACACUGGACUGGGCUCUGUGUCCCGUGCGGCUCCCCGGGAUUGUGCUGCACACGCUGUGCCCUGCCGAGGGUGUUGGGAGAGGAAUCGCUGGGAUAAAGGGGUGGAGAAGGUGGGAAACAGAGCCGGGGAGGGGGUGGGGGUUGCGAAGUCGCAGCCUGGUGGGAUUGGCAGGAGCCCUGUAAGCAGCUUAGCCUGAGGCUGGCAGCGCUUGCGAAGGGGAGAGGCUCCCCCUGCACCCGCAGCUCCGAGCUCAGGCAUCACCGCCGCUCCGGGAUGCCUUGGCGGGAAUUUUUUGGGRGAUUCUGGGAGGGUGGGAGGGUGCAG
Molecule: messenger RNA, 1649 nt
Organism: Malurus melanocephalus (red-backed fairy wren)
Lineage: Eukaryota; Metazoa; Chordata; Aves; Passeriformes; Maluridae
Product: BTB/POZ domain-containing protein KCTD12-like
Exons: 2
Coding region: 105-977 (290 amino acids)
Biological process (GO): regulation of G protein-coupled receptor signaling pathway; protein homooligomerization
Molecular function (GO): protein binding
Source: RefSeq, a predicted model, not a curated record